AUGGUGUUAACAGUAUUACGAAUUAUUCUAUUAUUCCUGUGUAACAAUGCCGAUGCAUUUUCUGCGAGUAGUACAAAUAUUUUAGUGCAAAUUAUACCCGAGGAACUAAAACUGCUACAAGAAUCCUCUCAAGAUCCGAAAGUACGUCCUGGUUUAUUUCAAGGCGACAUGGCCAUGUCCAGUGAAAAUCUUGAUUACUGGCGGAUAGGCAUACGCUGGGAUAUCUUUCCUGAUAAGCUUUGGAAAAAUCGGACAGUUCCUUACGUUAUAAGUCCCUUGUACGGUACAUCCGAUUAUGUGACGAUAUACAAAGCCAUAACUUAUAUGAAUUACAUGACAUGUGUGAAAUUUAUACCUUGGAACGGCAUAGCACCGGAUUUCUUAUUGAUUUGGCCCAUUAAAUAUCCAAAAGGUUGCUGAUCCUUUGUCGGUAAAUUCGGCGGAGCACAAGUACUCUCCUUGCAACCACCAGAUGAGAAUGAACCUAAUUGCCUUGGUGACGAGGGAAAAGCAAUUCACGAAUUGAUACACGCAUUAAGAAUAUUUCAUGAGCAGAGUCGAGCUGAUAAAGAUGCAUUCGUCAAAGUGCAUUUAGAGAAUAUAAUUCCUCAAUUUCGCAUCAACUUUAAUAAGCAGUCAUUGGAGAACACGGCAUACAGCUAUGAGUAUGAUUACAAAAAUAUUAUGCAUUACGGAUGGAAUUUCUUCAGUGUAAAUCCAAAGAAGCCAACAUUGACACCAACAAUGUAAAAAAAAAUACUGGGUCAAAGAAAAGCUAUGACUAAAACGGAUUGUUUGAAAGUAAAUGAUUUGUACGGAUGUCUAAAAAAGCCAGGCCAGGCACGCAGGUAUUACAAUAUCUGCAAGACACGUGGUUUGUAAAUAUUUAUGAAUGACAUUAAAAAGAUAUUAA
Molecule: messenger RNA, 913 nt
Organism: Cephus cinctus (wheat stem sawfly)
Lineage: Eukaryota; Metazoa; Arthropoda; Insecta; Hymenoptera; Cephidae
Product: high choriolytic enzyme 1
Exons: 6
Biological process (GO): proteolysis
Molecular function (GO): zinc ion binding; metalloendopeptidase activity
Source: RefSeq, a predicted model, not a curated record